Jaculus jaculus (lesser Egyptian jerboa) is the source of this 1864-nucleotide messenger RNA. RefSeq names its product synaptotagmin 5 (gene Syt5). Lineage: Eukaryota; Metazoa; Chordata; Mammalia; Rodentia; Dipodidae. The record is from RefSeq and is a predicted model, not a curated record. Gene Ontology annotation, biological process: regulation of calcium ion-dependent exocytosis; calcium ion-regulated exocytosis of neurotransmitter; regulation of dopamine secretion. Bases 344 to 1504 code for a protein of 386 amino acids. Gene Ontology annotation, cellular component: synaptic vesicle membrane; dense core granule; axon. The transcript is spliced from 9 exons. Gene Ontology annotation, molecular function: syntaxin binding; calcium ion binding; phosphatidylserine binding.
ACAGGCCACCCCUCGUCACCAUGCUAGGUCGGGCCGAGGGAUCUGGUCCCGGGAUCCCAGGCACCUACAAGCCUGCCCCGCCCGGACUCCGCUCCUGUGCGUCAGCCCCGCCCGUUGUCUUGGCAACAGGCGGUUGCCCAGCAACCAGCCUCCUGGUUCCUACCCCACCCCAAAGGAAUCUGACUGUUGUCCUGAGCGACCAGGUCCGCUUGUUCCCACGCCUAUCUUCGCCCUCUUCCGGUUCUGACCCUGGGGAAGGGUCGAGGAAGGGCUGAGAAGGAUGCCUGUGGGAGGUUAGGGCGCUUGGCUGCUUCUGCAGGAAGGACCUCAGGACCCCGACGCCAUGUUCCCGGAGCCCCCAACUCCCGGGCCUCCAGCGUCCGAGACACCUCCCGAUUCCAGUCGCAUCAGCCAAGGCGCAGUGCCCCCUUGGGCCCUGGCCACCAUCGUGCUGGGCUCAGGCCUCCUGCUCUUCAGCUGCUGUUUCUGUCUGUACCGGAAGCGCUGUCGAAGGCGGCUGGGCAAGAAGAGCCAAGCCCAAGCUCAGGUCCACCUCCAAGAAGUGAAGGAGCUGGGCAGGAGCUACAUAGACAAGGUUCAGCCAGAAGUGGAAGAGCUGGAUCCAGCACCAUCUGGGCCAGGACAGAAGGUAACAGAAAAACAUGAGCUAGGACGACUACAGUACUCACUGGAUUAUGACUUCCAGAGCGGCCAGCUCCUGGUUGGCAUCCUGCAAGCUGAGGGCCUGGCGGCUUUGGACCUGGGAGGUUCCUCGGAUCCCUACGUUAGUGUCUACCUUCUGCCCGACAAGCGGAGGCGGCAUGAAACCAAGGUGCAUCGGCAGACGCUAAACCCACACUUUGGGGAGGCCUUCGCCUUCAAGGUCCCCUACGUGGAGCUGGGAGGCAGGGUGCUGGUCAUGGCCGUGUAUGACUUUGAUCGCUUCUCCCGCAACGAUGCCAUCGGGGAGGUGAGGGUCCCCAUGAGCUCUGUGGACUUGGGGAGGCCCGUGCAGGCCUGGCAGCAGCUGCAAGCAGUGCCCAAGGAGGAGCAGGAGAAACUGGGCGACAUCUGCUUCUCUCUGCGCUAUGUCCCCACAGCCGGGAAGCUCACUGUCAUUGUCCUGGAGGCUAAAAACCUGAAGAAGAUGGAUGUAGGAGGAUUGUCAGACCCCUAUGUCAAGGUGCACCUGCUGCAGGGUGGCAAGAAGGUACGGAAGAAAAAGACGACCAUCAAGAAAAACACUCUGAACCCUUACUACAACGAGGCCUUCAGCUUUGAGGUGCCCUGUGACCAAGUUCAGAAGGUCCAAGUGGAGCUGACAGUGCUGGACUACGACAAGCUGGGCAAGAACGAGGCCAUCGGAAGGGUGGCAGUGGGCACGGCAGUGGGUGGAGCUGGCCUGCGGCACUGGGCUGACAUGCUGGCCAACCCCCGGCGACCCAUUGCUCAGUGGCACUCGCUGAGGCCUCCUGACCGAGCCAGGCCAAUGCCUGCACCCUGAUUUCUCACCCACAAGCACAAGACCCAAGAUCCCUGAGCACAGCCCAGUCCCAUUUUGGGGAUCGUUUUCCUAACAAGCCUCCCCUACUCCUCAAUCGCAUCCAUUCUCAUGCCACAUGGGACCAGUUUCCAACUGCCAACCCUCCUCCACAUACCCAGAAACCCUAGGGACCCCUGAGAGGGAAAGCAGUCUGGUCCCCCCCACGCCCCCACCCCGUGCCCACAGGGUCCCACCCACUGCUUUGAUGCUUUGACAAUCAACACUAGAAUCUUCUAUCCCCUUUCUCCCAAUGCAUUAGUUCCUCCUCCCACACAGCUCUGCACUGCUACUGGGGCCAAAUAAAUACUCAGUGUCUUCGUG